Penaeus vannamei (Pacific white shrimp) is the source of this 1991-nucleotide messenger RNA. RefSeq names its product Dihydrouridine synthase 2 (gene Dus2). Gene Ontology annotation, molecular function: tRNA dihydrouridine synthase activity; flavin adenine dinucleotide binding; tRNA binding. The record is from RefSeq and is a predicted model, not a curated record. Lineage: Eukaryota; Metazoa; Arthropoda; Malacostraca; Decapoda; Penaeidae. Gene Ontology annotation, biological process: tRNA dihydrouridine synthesis. Gene Ontology annotation, cellular component: cytoplasm.
GUUAAGAGCAUUCUCACCACUCUCGUUCAAGGCCUGUCCAUCCCCGUCACAUGCAAGAUCCGCCUCCUGAAUAACAUGGAUGACACUCUGGCACUCUGCAGGACCAUAGAGCAGUGUGGGGUGGCAGCCCUUGCUGUCCAUGGGAGGACCAAGGAGGAAAGGCCCAACCAUCCCAACCACAAUGACCAGAUUCGAGAGAUUGCCAAUGCACUGAGCAUUCCUGUCAUUGCAAAUGGUGGGUCAAAGGAGAUCUCAUGCUACGAGGACAUAGAAAAGUUUCGCCAAGAGACUGGAGCAGCCAGCGUCAUGAUUGCACGGGCCGCCAUGUGGAACUGUUCAAUCCUUAGGCCAGAGGGAUAUCUGCCCAUGGACACUGUGAUAUCAAGUUACCUGAAAUAUUGCACUGAUUAUGACAACCCUUUUACAUAUAGCAAAUACACAGUCCAGAACAUGUUAAGGGAACAGCAAGACACCUUAAGAGGAAAAGCUUUCUUGGAAACUCAGACCUUGCAAGAAAUCUGUGUCAUAUGGGGCCUUGGAGAAUAUUACAAGACCGAGCAGGCAAAGCAGGCAAGUCUCCGCCUUGCCCUCAAUGUGGAAAGGGAGAGCGGCAAAGUGUCCAUGCCUCCAAGUGCAGACCAUGUGUCCAUUGUGGAGAAGGUGGAGGAAGAGCAGAAAGUGGUAGAGAUGCCUGUGCAGUUCAUAAGAGGGAAUUACAACAAUGCAGAUUUGCCCAAGAUGUUACUGAAUACCUAUAUAUAUCGCAACCAACUGUCAGGGCCUAAAUACAGCCAUAUCGUUUAUGACAAGUUCUUCGCAGCAUCAGUGGUUGUUGAUGGCAUUAAAUAUAGAUCAACACUCAGGGAGAAGAGCCGAAGGUACUCGGAACAAGGGGCAGCCAUGGUCUGCCUCCAUGCCCGUGGUGUUGUCAACAAGACGUAUGGCUUUGUGCCUGCUGAUGGGGCCAGGAAGUACCAGUAUGUGAUUGACGAGGCAAACAAAGCAAGGGAGAAAGGGGAGAAGAGGGAGUCCACAGAAAAUGACAAGAUGGAAGAGAGGAGCAGUAAUGGAGACAGUGCAGAGCACAAGAAGUGCAAGUUGGAGAACGCAGUGCUGACCGAAAAUAGCAUAAUUGUUAAUAGCGGGAUAUCUUCAGAUGUAGCUGAAUGCAAUAUCAAAGCUUCAUGAUGAAUAUAAUCAUAAUUAUUAGGUUUCCUAUUGACUCCUUUUUAGAUACAAAACAAAUAAGUAUUUUUGAUGUCUAUGCAUAGAAGGAAAACAUGGAGUUUUAGAAUUGUCUCUUCUUUUGUAUGUGUGUAAGAAAAAUCUUAGUGAUUCCAGGCCAAAUUAUAUUCUCUGGAAAUUGCUAUAUGAACAUGUACUUAGAUAAGGAAAGGAAAGUUUGAUAUUUAUUCACAAAUUCAUUUAGCUGUUAAAAAAGAUAUAUGAAAUGCUUUACUUGAAUACAUACAUGCUGUUGUGUGUGUGGAUGUGGGUGCAUGUGUACAUGCAUGUGUGUGUAUGGGUGGUUUAUGCGGUGAAUGCUUGUAGCUAUGUAACAUUUUUCAAGUCCAAACCGUAGAAAUAUAAGGUUGUGGAAAAGCAUGCACAAAUAACUCAUAAAUAGGGCUACUUGAAGGGAAUUUUGACUUCAUUUAUGUUCAUAUUCUUUUUUAUUAAAGUAAAAAUAGGUUCCUUUUCCUCUUGUGUUAUAGGAUAUAUGAAGUUCACAAAAAAUGUCCCAUUACAAGUAAUUUUCAGGCUAUAGAUUUAUUACGUACUUUUCAAUGAUGUUUAUUUCAUAGUGACUUUUUCCCCAGUUUGUUUUGCGUACUUUUGGCUGUAUUUAUCAUCAUUAUUAUCUUUGGCCUGACAAUCAUGAAAGAUCUUAUCAUUUAUAUAUUUGUAUUGGAUGUUAUCAAUAUUAUUGGUAGUAUUGCUGUAAUUACUGUUAUUCUCUCUGUUAUUAUUAUUAUUAUGGUUAUGUUUCU